AUGAGCUCCUCGACUGUUUGGAUAGUUAGCAGGUAUGCAUUGAGGAUUACUAUUGCUAAUGGUAAACUACCUCCGCUACAGCCUUCUCAGCAUCCUUUAAAUGGCAAUGAUUGCUUCUGGCUCUGUAGCCGCAAAGUAGCUACAUUUCCUCCUAAGCAAAGACUGGCUGGGUUCUGGCUCUUAAUGGAUAAGGCCACAGCUGACUCCCUCAGGAAAAUACUGCUGACCUUACAUUGGAACUUUCCUCCUUCUUUACAGCUCUGUGAAGACCUUCAAGCUAGGGGAGGAGGCAGGGAGGGACGCGAGCGGCGCGCCGCGGAGGGCUGGGCGCUCGGAGGCCGCGGAGCCCCGCGCGGAGCCCAGAGUUUGCGCGCGGCCCCCGGGCGGCGGCGCGCGGGGGCCGUGACAGCCCUGCGCGCCGCCCUCGCCCCGCGGGACCGGCACCGCCCCGGCCGCGCCGAGGGUCGCGGGCGGCCAGGCGGAGGCGGCCGGGAGCGGCGCUGCGGCAGCUUUGGAGUUGGGCACCAUGCUGAGCCCGAGGAGGGGGCUGCGGGGGGCGACGGCCCCGUGACCGGCCGCCGCUUCUCACCUGGGUCCUCUCGGUCCAGCCAGGCGGCCACCAGACACCCAGAGCCCCAGAAAACCCCCGACAGGACCCGGCUUCCCAGCGCCGCCCGACCGGCUGGCGAAUCACCAAGGCGCCUGCAGCAGGAGGACCAGCAGUUGAGGACGUCGUCUCCGCCGGCCAUCCCCAACCCCUACCCCGAGCGCUGCGGCCCGGGAGGCCCCCCUGCGCUCACGCCGGGCUCCUUACCUCCUGGCCCGGCUGCUGCGAAGCAGGAUGUUAAAGUCUUUAGCGAAGACGGGACGAGCAAAGUAGUGGAGAUUCUGGCGGACACGACAGCCAGGGACCUGUUCCAGUUGCUGGUUUACAGAAGUCACUAUGUGGACGACAACAGCUGGACUCUGGUGGAGCAUCACCCGCACCUGGGAUUAGAAAGGUGCUUGGAAGACCAUGAGCUUGUGGUCCAGGUAGAGAGCACCAUGGCAAGUGAAAGUAAAUUUUUAUUCAGGAAGAAUUACGCAAAAUACGAGUUUUUAAAAAAUCCCACGAAUUUCUUCCCAAAACAGAUGGUUACCUGGUGCCAGCAGUCAAACGGCAGUCAGACCCAGAUUUUGCAGAAUUUUUUAAACUCCAGUAGUUGUCCUGAGAUUCAAGGGUUUUUGCACGUGAAGGAGCUGGGAAGGAAGUCGUGGAAGAAGCUGUACGUGUGUUUGCAGCGAUCCGGCCUCUAUUGCUCCACAAAGAGAGCUUCAAAGGAGCCCAGACACUUGCAGCUGCUGGCUGACCUGGAGGACAGCCGCAUCUUCUCCCUGAUGGCCAGCAGGAAGCAGUACGGUGCCCCCACGGACUAUGGCUUCGGCAUAAAGCGAGUCAGGAACGAGGCCAAGGAUCUGCGGUGGCUCUGUGCCGAGGACGAGCAGAGCCGGACGUGCUGGAUGACGGCCUUCAGACUCCUCAAGUAUGGAAUGCUCCUUUACCAGAACUACAGAAUCCCUCAGCAGAGGAAGGCCGUGCUGUCCCCCUUCUCAACUCCAGUGCGCAGUGUCUCUGAGAACUCCCUUGUGGCCAUGGAUUUUUCUGGGCAAACGGGAAGAGUGAUCGAGAAUCCGGCUGAGGCUCAGAGUGCAGCUCUGGAAGAAGGCCACGCCUGGAGGAAGCGAAGCACGCGGAUCAAUAUCCUCGAGAGCCAAAGCCCCCUCCACCCUUCCACCCUAAGUACAGUGAUUCACAGGACGCAGCACUGGUUUCACGGCAGGAUCUCCAGGGAGGAGUCACACCAGAUCAUUAAGCAGCAGGGGCUCGUGGAUGGGGUUUUUCUCCUCCGUGACAGCCAGAGUAAUCCAAAGGCAUUUGUCCUCACAUUGUGUCAUCAUCAGAAAAUUAAAAAUUUCCAGAUCUUACCUUGUGAGGAUGAUGGGCAGACCUUCUUCAGCCUUGACGACGGGAACACCAAAUUCUCUGACCUGAUCCAGCUUGUUGACUUUUACCAGCUGAACAAAGGGGUCCUGCCUUGCAGACUGAAGAGCCACUGCAUCCGCGUAGCCUUGUGACCUCAGGUCUACCCUGGCUGCAGGCUGGAGGUCACUGACACUGGA
Messenger RNA from Mesoplodon densirostris (Blainville's beaked whale), 2160 nucleotides. Its product is annotated as growth factor receptor-bound protein 10-like. Gene Ontology annotation, molecular function: insulin receptor binding. The record is from RefSeq and is a predicted model, not a curated record. Gene Ontology annotation, biological process: negative regulation of insulin receptor signaling pathway; insulin receptor signaling pathway; negative regulation of Wnt signaling pathway. NCBI's taxonomy places the organism in Eukaryota, Metazoa, Chordata, Mammalia, Artiodactyla, Ziphiidae.